AUGCCGCUCUCAAUUUUUCGCAAGCGCCAUGAGGUUGAGGAGAUCAUGCCCAUCCCCGAGCCGCUCGAGGGAAACUCCUCGGGCGUCGAUCACCUCAAGCACCUCGCGGCUUUUGAGAAGGCGCACAAAUUAGAUCCAAAUCUACCUAUGGACGAGUUGAACGAUGUCGACGCUGCACUGGCUACUGGCAAUGCCGAGAAGGGCAUUGAGAUUGAGCAUGCGCUCAUGGAGGACAAUAGUCCGUAUCCAGAGGUCCGCGCUGUAGUUCGAAAUUACGAUGUAGAUGUUCCAGCCAACACAAUUCGAGCGUGGGUAAUCGGCUUACUGCUCUGCACAAUUGGUUCUGGCAUCAACAUGCUCUUCUCCCUUCGAAAUCCCACUGUUGCUAUUACCACAUAUGUGGUUCAGCUUGUUGCUUAUCCUAUCGGUCGCGGUUGGGAUAUGAUCAUGCCCGACAGGGUGUGGACCGUUUUUGGUGUCAAGUUUAACCUGCGACCGGGCAAGUUUAACUUUAAAGAGCACGUCGUUAUUGUUGCCAUGUCAAAUGCCGCAUAUGGUGGUGGUGCACUGUACGCUACUGAUGUCCUCCUCACGCAGAAGAUCUUUUACAAGCAAGAAUUCGGCAUUACAUUCCAGAUUCUCUUUGGUAUCACAACACUCUGCACUGGUUAUGGAAUGGCUGGCCUCGCUCGUCGCUUCUUGGUCUGGCCUGCAGCCAUGAUCUGGCCCGCCGACCUCGUCAACUGCGCCUUGUUCUACACAUUGCACGACCAUUCUCGAUCAGAUCCAUCCAAGACCAACGGUUGGACCAUUGGUCGCUACAAGCUCUUCCUCAUAGUCGGUUGCGCCGCAUUCAUCUGGUACUGGUUCCCUGGGUGGAUUUUCAGAGGUCUAUCAUACUUUGCGAUUGCAUGCUGGAUUGCACCCAACAGCGUCGUCGUCAAUAAGAUUUUUGGAAACAACCAUGGCUAUGGUCUCAUCCCCAUUACAUUUGAUUGGACAGUUGCCACUGGCUUCAUCGGAUCGCCUCUCAUCCCACCUUUCUACGCCAUUGUCAACGUUUUGGGUGGCAUCAUCUUCUUCUUCGUUAUUGUCUCCAUGGGUGUUCACUUCAGUGGAACCUGGUAUGCCGACUACAUGCCUGUUCAGUCAUCUGAGUCCUAUGACAAUAUGGGAAAGGCUUAUAAUGUUUCUCGAAUUCUCGACGACAACUACAACUUCAAUGAGACGGCUUACAAAGCAUAUUCUCCUCUUUACCUGUCCACCCAAUUCGCAUUGGCUUAUGGGCUGUCCUUUGCUGCCAUGUCUGCGGUUCUCGUUCAUGUUGCUCUGUAUCACGGCAAGGAGAUUUGGAGGCAGUUCAGGAUGGCACGUCAUCAGGAGGACGACGUGCACAUGCGAUUGAUGAAGAAGUAUCGCGAUGCUGAGGAUUGGUGGUAUGCUGCUCUAUUCAUCAUCAUGGUCGGUAUUUCGUUUGGUGUUGUCACCGGCUGGCCCACCGGAUUCCCUGCAUGGGCAUUUGUCAUCUGCCUACUCCUCCCCAUCAUCUGGCUCAUCCCUAUCGGUCUUAUCCAGGGUAUUUCCAACAUUCAGCUUGGUCUGAAUGUGCUGACCGAGUUUAUCAUCGGAUACAUGGUUCCCGGCAAGCCCAUGACCAUGAUGAUGUUCAAAAACUACGGUUAUAUUUCCAUGUCCCAGGCGUUGUACUUUGCUCAGGAUCUCAAACUCGGUCAUUACAUGAAGGUACCACCUCGCGUCAUGUUCUCGUCACAGCUGAUCGCAUCCAUCUGGUCAGCAAUUGUUCAGAUUGGGGUCAUGAACUGGGCCCUCCACAAGAUUCCUGAUGUUUGCUCUGAAAACCAGAAAGAUAACUACACUUGCCCCAGCGGACACGUGUACUACACUGCGUCGGUCAUCUGGGGUGCCAUUGGCCCUGCUCGCAUUUUCAGCCAUGGUGCUACCUACGCCAACCUUCAGUGGUUCUGGCUUGUUGGUGCUGCCACACCUAUUCUGACGUGGAUGCUUGCCAGACGGUGGCCGAAGUCAUUCUGGCGAUAUGUCUGCACUCCCGUCAUUUAUGGCGGCACUGGCUUGCUACCCCCCGCUACUGUUCACAUCUUCCUCUGUUGGGGUGUGGUUGGCAUCAUUUUCAACUACUUUAUCAAGCGCCGCUACACGGGCUGGUGGCUCCAGUACAACUACAUUGUAUCUGCAGCACUCGACUGUGGUCUCAUUAUCAGCACGCUGGUCAUCUUCUUCACGCUGUAUCUGACGAAUGCAAGUGCCCCGUCAUGGUGGGGGAACGACGGCAUGACGAAGACGCUUGAUUGGGAUGCGCAGGCGGUGACGAAGCGUGUCGCCCCGGGCCAGAUUUUUGGACCUGCUGUAUUCCCUUGA
Messenger RNA from Pochonia chlamydosporia 170, 2397 nucleotides. Its product is annotated as small oligopeptide transporter, OPT family. Gene Ontology annotation, biological process: transmembrane transport. The record is from RefSeq and is a predicted model, not a curated record. The transcript has 4 exons. The coding region runs from base 1 to 2397 and encodes 798 amino acids. NCBI's taxonomy places the organism in Eukaryota, Fungi, Ascomycota, Sordariomycetes, Hypocreales, Clavicipitaceae. Gene Ontology annotation, molecular function: oligopeptide transmembrane transporter activity.